AUGGAACCAACAUUAUGUUUUCAUUUAUGUGAAACACCAAUUAUUUAUAUACAAGGUAGCAUUUGUCGAUGUUCAGGUGGUGGUCUUAUGGAUCACAGUCGACAAAGAGAUAAUUUCUGUACAACACUAUGUCCAGCACCAGGCAGUCGUCAAAUUAAAACAACUAAUACAUGUGGCGGUCAAGAAACCUAUUCAGCUUAUGCUGAAUAUCAAUUUUAUAUUCGACAUGCUCAUUUAUUUGACUAUCGAAUUCAAUUUACUUCAUGUCAAUUUUGGAAUACGUCUGGUUAUUAUGAUACAUUGCAAGUUAAAAUUCAUGAAUCCUCUGUUAAAUCAUCAUUGACUAAAUUAGAACGAUGUGCAGGUGCAUGUUUUGAUCGAAAUGCGACGACAAAAUCAAUAGAUUCUGAUCGUGCACAUUAUUUAACAAUUUUACCAAAUAACAGUUGUAAUAGUUAUUGUGAUAAUACAUGGGGUGAUUCAAACGUCGAACAUAAAUUCAAAUGUGGUUCAUUGAACGAUUCACGUAUAUGGGCUAUAUAUGAAUUAACUGAUUUAUGCCCAACUGAUUUUGUUUACAUAAAAGAAUUAAAAGAAUGUAUGUCUACGUAUAGAGGACUUUGGGAUUCAUGUCCAUCAUCAUCGAUAAAGUAUGUCUAUAAUCAAAAUAUAACAUGGAAUAAUUUUCUAAAAAUUAUUGAAAAGUUAAACUUAACUAAAUCAAUUGUUUCAAUAGAUUUUGAUAAUGAUGUUACUAUUGAUCCUUCAUGGAAAUGCUCAACAACAACAAAUUCAACUCAUUCAAGUACAAGAUAUUUCACUUCAAGUUUUGAUACACAGUAUUUAUUAGAUAAUGGUUGUUUACGUGUAGAUUCAUAUUCAUGGUCUGUACGUAGAUUAUCAUAUCGUUUGUGUAUAACAUAUUCAAUAAAUAGUGAUUCGUUAUUUGAUGCCUUUGAAAGUUAUUUAACUUAUACAUCUCCUGUUACUCAAAUGAUGUAUGAUUGUCCAACGAAUUGGCUUGAUUUAAAUAAGCAUUGUUAUCGAAUAUCGGAUGAACGUAAAACAAUACAAGAAGCAAGAAAUAGUUGUAUUGCUGUAUCCAAGGCUGAACAAAAUAAAAAACAUGAAGAGAUUAUAGCAUAUAUUAGUGAUAGUUAUGACGAUGAUGAUGAUAAGAAGACAGAAAGGGAUAAUAAAAUCAAGGAUUAUAUUAGUGAUUUACUUAAAGGCGAAAUCGUUCAAUAUACAUCACAAUGGCAAGGUCGUCUUGGCUUUUUCCUGCUUGACACAAACAUAUCAAGUAAUGAAUCAACAAAUCAAGAUGAUAAAAAGAUGCCAUCAUUAGGAUCCAAUCUUAAUAUUAAUCGUUCAUCUAUGAAUGAAUUUCAAUUGAUUGAUUUAAAUGAAAUUAAUAAGUCAGCUGGAAAAAGUGACUCAUGUUUAGUGUUUACACGUUCAAUGAUUGACGAUAAAGGAAGUUCUAUUUUAAAAAAUACUCGAGUUAAUAAUUGUUCAAACCCAAGACAUGUUUUAUGUACAACAAAAUCAAUAAUGACUCAUCAUUCUGAAAAAGGUUGUUUUCAUAAACCAUUAACACUUGGUGUACCAGUCAUGAUAUCAAAUCAUUUAACAUAUGAAUUAUGUUUAUCAGUUUGUAAAGGAUUAGAAACAAAUUUAGUUAUUCUUCAUGUGAAUAAAUGUUAUUGUUUCAAUGCUGCUUUGACAUGGUUAGCUGAAACCACACGAAAUAAUUCAAAACAUAAAAAACAAGAUUGUGGAAAUCCUUGUCCGGGAAAUAAACAUGAACGCUGUGGUGAUGACAACACAAUCGUUAUCUUUUAUAUUGUUGAUACUCUAUUUGCAUCCAGAGUCGGAUUUCGAAAUAAACUAGAUAAACCAAAUCCUGAUUUUAUUUUUGAUGACUGUGUAAAUUUAAAUUCUGUGAAUCCAUCAACAAUGUAUCAAUUCAAUUUCAAACGUACAAGUGAUAUUCAUCCACGUCAUUGUUUAGAACUAUGUACUAACUAUAAACAAACAUAUGCUCUUCUUAAUUUAAACAAAUGUUUAUGUACCAAUGUUUCACCGAAAAAGAAACAAUAUGAUCUCUUCACAUCUCUAGGUCUUAACUGUACUCGAGAAUGUCCAGCAAAUUAUUUUUAUACAUGUGGAAAUACAAGCAAUUCAUCGAUAUAUUCAAUGUAUGUAAUGGAACUAAAUUGUCCUGUUGGUUUUAUGCUAGAUAAAGAUAAACGAAGAUGUGUAUAUACAGAUACUUUGACAGAGAAAGAUUCUUUUUUAGAUGCACAAUCAUACUGUAGAUCAAUUGGUGGUAUGCUUGCACAAAUGAACGAUAUUUUAGGAAUUCAAGACGUUUUACUCAGUUCAGUUUUCAUUUUCUAUCAUUCACUCAGCCAUUCAUCAUAUUAUUAUUCAAGUCCAUUUGAUAAUAAAAAGUAUUUUUGGAUUGAUCGUACAUCCAAUACUAUAAACAACAAUAAAAACUUAGAUCGUCUUAUUGAAAGAUGUUCUCAAACAUCAAAAUUUGCUGAUCGAAAUUGUAUUCUUCUUCGUUAUCAAAAAAUUCUAAUUGAUAAUAUAACAAGUUAUGAACGAUGCUUUACUGAAUCAGAUGAAUGUUCAUCCAAGUCUGCUAUACCAGUUUGUGUUGAUAAACAUUUAGAAUCUGAUUCAACUAUUAUUCCUCCGAUUACUGAUAACAGUUCGUCAAUUAUAUCAGUUCAUACAUCAAUAGAUUAUUCAUGUGGGCAUAAUAAAGAGUAUCAUCUUAUCGAUCAAUAUUGUUAUAAAGUACACUUUCACGAGACGACUUGGCAGGAUGCAAAAGCUGAAUGUGAACGUGAGGAUGCUAUGUUAUUCAUACCUGAAAAAACGAUCAUAUUAGAAAUGAUAAAAUCGUUAUUUUUACGUCGACGUAGUUACACAUCAUCUGGUGUUGCACAUGUUGGCCUCAUGUAUAAUAAUCAAAAUCGUACUGUUAUACAAUAUAACACGAAGGAUGGAAAAGUUUUAGGAAACGUAUCAGAUCCCGAUUCUUCGUACUAUGAAUGUGAAAGAACAUUUCGUAGACGUUAUGAAACAUUAUGGUCAUCAUUGUUUUUAUCAACAAAAGAAAAGAAUCAAUUAAAAUCUCAGCAAACUGGUUGUGGAUAUGUUGAUUUUCGAUCUGACAUGGGACUAUCUAUUUCAUGUGAUGAAAUACCUUGUGAUCGGCUAGCAACUGUAAUAUGUCAAAAGUCGCCGAUUCGAAAAACACGUGCCAUUAUAGCAAAACGGUUAGUUCUCAGUACAAUAGAUGCCAAGUAUAAUCAGAUUUGUCUUUGUAAACUGUAA
Rotaria sp. Silwood1 is the source of this 3354-nucleotide messenger RNA. NCBI's taxonomy places the organism in Eukaryota, Metazoa, Rotifera, Eurotatoria, Philodinida, Philodinidae. The record is from the annotation of a GenBank genome assembly.